AUGGAGAAGGACGGUGAUCCUUCAGGAGGCUGGCGCUUUGCGCAGUGCUUCGGAGACAAGGGCGAAGUCGAAGAAAUCACCGAAGCCGACAUCAUCUCAACCGUCGAGUUUGAUCACACUGGCGACUACCUCGCUACGGGUGACAAGGGUGGUCGUGUGGUUCUGUUCGAGCGCAACGACUCCAAAAAGGGUUGCGAGUAUAAGUUCCACACCGAAUUCCAGUCACACGAGCCCGAGUUCGACUAUCUCAAGUCGCUCGAGAUCGAGGAAAAGAUAAACAAGAUCAAGUGGUGCAGGAGGCAAAACGCCGCCCACUUCUUGCUGAGCACAAAUGACAAGACCAUCAAGCUUUGGAAGGUGUUCGAAAAGACGCUCAAGCUCGUCGCCGAGAACAAUCACAACGGAACCGAGUACGGUCAGAUGCGCGACCCAGACGUGCAUCCAUCACUACUGCCCAUCCCCAAACCCGUCGUCGGCAGCGGUAUCGGUCUGCGUCUGCCUCGUCUCACACCCGUCGACACCAUCAUCGCCGCGGUCCCAAGGAAGAUCUUCGCCAACGCGCAUGCGUACCACAUCAACUCGGUCUCGGUCAACUCGGAUGGCGAGACGUAUAUCAGUGCAGACGACCUGCGUAUCAACCUGUGGAACCUCAACAUCAGCGACCAAAGUUUCAACAUCGUCGACAUCAAGCCCGUCAACAUGGAAGAGCUCACAGAGGUCAUCACGGCCGCCGAAUUCCACCCGAUCCACUGCAACCAGUUUGUCUACUCGAGUUCCAAGGGUACGAUCAAGCUGGCCGACAUGCGCGACUCGGCGCUGUGCGAUGCGCACGCCAAGCAGUUCGAGGAGGAGGAGGAUCCGUCGACCAAGUCGUUCUUCAGCGAGAUCAUCAGCAGCAUAUCCGACGUCAAGUUCAGCCGCGACGGACGCUACAUCCUGUCGCGCGACUACCUCACGCUCAAGAUCUGGGACGUCAAUAUGGACAACAAGCCGGUCAAGACGAUCCCCAUCCACGACCAUCUGCGCUCCAAGCUGUGCGACCUGUACGAGAACGACUGCAUCUUUGACAAGUUCGAGGCGCUGUGGGGACCGGACGGCAAGAAGGUGCUGACGGGCAGCUACAACAACUACUUCCACGUGUUUGAUAAGGACGACAGCUCCGACGUGGUGCUGCAGGCGGACAAGUCGGCGUUCAAGGCCAAGCGCAUGGCGGGCGCGGGCAAGAAGGGCAACAAGGGCGCCAACAGCACGCUCGGCGCACCAGGCCAGGUCAACCUCGACAAUCCGGACUUUAACAAGAAGAUCCUGCAUGCCAGCUUCCAUCCGCGCGAGAACACCAUCGCCAUCGCAGCCACCAACAACCUCUUCAUCUUUUCGGCAAACAAUCCGGCAGGCAUCCCCAUGGCGUGA
Messenger RNA from Moesziomyces antarcticus, 1410 nucleotides. RefSeq names its product protein phosphatase 2A regulatory subunit PR55. Lineage: Eukaryota; Fungi; Basidiomycota; Ustilaginomycetes; Ustilaginales; Ustilaginaceae. The record is from RefSeq and is a predicted model, not a curated record. Gene Ontology annotation, cellular component: protein phosphatase type 2A complex; cytosol. Gene Ontology annotation, molecular function: protein binding; protein phosphatase regulator activity. The transcript is spliced from 4 exons. Bases 1 to 1410 code for a protein of 469 amino acids. Gene Ontology annotation, biological process: peptidyl-serine dephosphorylation.